AUGUUUGCAAUAUAUACUGGUGCUUUUGCAAUCGCAUCCAUUUAUCGUGGAAUCAAAAAACGUAAUAAGGAUAAAAAACUAACCAAAAUGUCUUCAUUAAAUCACAUUUCCACAGGUACUAGAGAUAAAAUUAGAAAAUUUCGUACCUCCACUUCAAGAACAGAAGUGAUUAGAGGCUUAAGCAUUAAAAUAUUGCCAAAUCCUUCUUAUGAAAUUGUUGUGGAUGAAGAGGAAACUGAUGAAUUGGAUGAUAUUAAAGAUUUAAGUGAAUAUGCAGAUGUUCUACCAGAUAACUCUCCAAGAUAUGUAUUGAUUGCUUAUCCAUUGACUGACAAGGAUGGUAUUAAAAAGGCCCCUUUGAUUUUAUUAUAUUGGAAACCAAACACUGUCGUUUCACAAGAAUGGAAAAUGCUGUAUGCAAGUGCUUUAGAGAUGAUAAGAAAUGAAUGCGGUCCUUCAAAAUUAAUCGAAGUUUCUUCAGGUUUAGAAGAUGAAUCAGAUGUGGAGGAUUUAAUAAAAGAAAUUCUAAAAUAA
Vanderwaltozyma polyspora DSM 70294 is the source of this 534-nucleotide messenger RNA. It is a transcript of the gene AIM7, whose product is annotated as Aim7p. Gene Ontology annotation, molecular function: actin binding; Arp2/3 complex binding. The coding region runs from base 1 to 534 and encodes 177 amino acids. NCBI's taxonomy places the organism in Eukaryota, Fungi, Ascomycota, Saccharomycetes, Saccharomycetales, Saccharomycetaceae. Gene Ontology annotation, biological process: negative regulation of Arp2/3 complex-mediated actin nucleation; actin filament debranching. The transcript has a single exon. The record is from RefSeq and is a predicted model, not a curated record. Gene Ontology annotation, cellular component: actin cortical patch.